Molecule: messenger RNA, 2037 nt
Organism: Bipolaris zeicola 26-R-13
Lineage: Eukaryota; Fungi; Ascomycota; Dothideomycetes; Pleosporales; Pleosporaceae
Exons: 2
Coding region: 1-2037 (678 amino acids)
Source: RefSeq, a predicted model, not a curated record
AUGUCCUCAAAAGAUCCACGCUCUUCGUCUACCCAGUCCCUCGUUCCAGACCCCGCCCUCGAAGACUCUGGCCGCCGCCGCCUACUCCUCAUCUACAUCCAUGGCUUCAUGGGCGAUGAAACAAGUUUUAGAAGCUUCCCUGCCCACGUCCAUAAUCUUGUCACCGUCACUCUCGCAGACUCCCACGUAGUACAUACAAAAGUAUACCCCCGCUACAAGUCACGGGACUCGCUGCAAGUCGCCAGAGACAACUUUUCAGCUUGGCUCGCCCCUCAUGAAGACCCCUGGACCGACAUCAUCCUGGUCGGUCACUCCAUGGGCGGUUUGCUUGCCGCAGACAUUGCUUUAGCCUUUCGUCAUCGCAUCAUUGGAGUCGUAAACUUUGAUGUCCCCUUUCUAGGCAUGCACCCUGGCAUUAUCAAGGCUGGCCUAGGCAGCCUUUUCAACGCACCCCCACCCCCACAAGAUGCUAUUAUCGAGAACUCCAGUCCGGGACAGAGGCCUAGUCGAAUCAACACACUCUUCAACCCCAAGCCAAAUGAUCCAAAUUACAACCCCAGUUUCGCUAACGAUAUUCACCUACCAAACAGAAAAGGCUGGGAAAAUAGUUUACACUGGCUCACCAAGCACUACAAGGACGGCCUGGCCGAGGCUACCAAAGGACUCGUAAAAUCCCAUCUUGAAUUCGGGGGUGCCAUGGCGGAUUACAAAGAAUUAAAAGAAAGAUAUGCGAGGAUACGGGCGCUGGAAGAAGACGACGAGGCCAAGAGGAAGAACAGUCAUCCUAUGAUGCCCUCGGUACCCCGCGUGCGCUUCAUCAACUACUACACAGUAAGCACGGGAAGGGCCAAGAAGCAAAGUUCUUCAUGUGCCCAGCGUCCAAAGUCGCCCGAGCCUUCGCAUCCAUCGAGCCUUCAGUUUCAUCAUCAAGAUAGCGGAACGAGUCUCUCACACUACACCUCGACACCUGCCAACCAGCAGAAGAGUACUAGAAGCCCUUCAGUAACAUCGUCUGACCCAGAACUGGCUCACGUACACCCGGACCCUAUAGCAAGUUCACCCCCGGCAUCUAUCGGGGGUCAAGAAGAUGGACAAGCCCUGGAGCUCAAUCACUCAGAUGCCCCCAAAAACGGCCCGCCUGAUCUUCCUGAAAUACCACCCAUCCCCCAGGAGCCUCCAUUUGUUGACUUGGUACGAUUCAACGACAAGACCCAGCGCAAAGCCGCAGAAAAGGAGUACGAACAGGCGCUCAAGGAAUACCAAAGAGCUGUAAAAGCGCGCAACAAGAUCAUCAACGAGCGCACUAAGCUUGAGGAAAAGUGGGAAAAAGAGCAGCAAAAGGCGGAGAAGAAGCGGCAGCAAGAACAAGAGAAAAGGUACAGGGAGCAAGAAAAGGCCGAGCAAAAGAAGCAUGAAGAAGAGCAAAACAUGUCAAGGGAGGAGAGGCAGAGACAGAAGGAAAGAGAGCAAAGGCAAGCUGAGGCUGAGCAGAGAGAAAAGGAGGCGAGACAAAGACAGAGAGAAGCAGAUUUGCGCCAGGGAAUAACACCUGCGCCAGAAACACCAGAGGCUGUUCCUGCGAUUAUAGGGAUUGAGGAAGAUGUCAGUGCCUUGCACCUGGACCAACCCGGUCCGCAGCGAGGCCCGUAUGGUCACUAUGAAUUUUCCACUAGUCGCAUCAUGAACCAGGCUCCGCCAGACAGUCGUAACGAAUCGAUGUAUACCCUCUCUACAACCGACAGUCACGACAGUCACCCGCCACGCACGGAUUCAGACGCAAGUGUCCCAGCCAAACCUAAGAAGCUAAAGAAAUUUUGCAUGUUGCCGCCAAAAGACUCGGACGGCAACAAGGAUCCUACCUGGGUUCCUGUCUUCAUGGAGAAUAUGGACGAAGUCACGGCACACACGUCUCUCUUCUUCCUCAACGAGACGUAUGAGCGGCUUGUUGGUGAAGCAGGUGCGAGAAUCGAAGAGUGGGUGCGAGAAGCCGAUACUAUGCGUUUGAUACAGGAUCUGCAGUAUCAGGGGAAAUCGUAG